Molecule: messenger RNA, 1176 nt
Organism: Fimicolochytrium jonesii
Lineage: Eukaryota; Fungi; Chytridiomycota; Chytridiomycetes; Spizellomycetales; Powellomycetaceae
Exons: 4
Coding region: 281-745 (154 amino acids)
Source: RefSeq, a predicted model, not a curated record
CCCGGCGUUUACGCAUGCGUGGUGUGGGAGCUUUCAGUCCAAGCAAAACCUUCGAGUUGCACGGUAGAAAACGUGCAGAAUGCGUGACCCACAAGGACAAUACAGUCCGAGCCUCAGCUGCGGAACGCACGGGUGUGGGCUUCUGUAGUUUCGAAUCACAUCGCAGUUCCCGGUGAACAUAACAGUUGCGGCAAAUCGCCUGGUGUUGUAGGCGACAUAUUAUAAUGGCAUUGCCAAACCGGAAAGAUUAGAUGAGCUACGCUGAGGCUAUACUUAAUGCAUGAGGCGACGACGCCAGGAUGACUUUCUGCCUCAACCCGCUGUCUGUGACCAGCUGCGAUUUUUUCUUUCCUCGCGAUCGCGCACAUCUUCCCACGAAAACAAAUCUCACCGUCGCCGGCAACAUGACUUUGUCGGCGUCAACAUGCCAAGCGCCCAGAGGGUGCCCCGACUGAGACUUCCUCUCACAAUUUACCGCCCCUUACAAAAGAAUGAACACCAGCCCUUGGCGACAACAAUUUCCUCUGGGACAUUGGCGAUGGUGAUGCCGACAACGCUUCGUGCCCGUGCCAGGCCCGUGCGGCAUGGCAUGACCCGGAAAGAAGGGCUGGUGAAGCUCCUCCUGGGCUACGCCAAAGAUGGCGACGUGGCGGGAAUGGGACCUCCUCCAAGCCCCAAGAUGGGUCAAUUGAACCUACGACUCCCAUCUCUUUCUCCCUGCUCUCGCAACAACGAGCAGCAGUAGCACCAACCCCACCACUGGCCCGCGCAACGUACAUACGUAAACUUUGCUGUCUGGAUUCGGAAUGCGCGUGAGGAAACGCGACGAUUAGGUCCGAAGUCCACGAUCACGAUGACGCUGGUGUUGCGCUCGGUGUUCUACGAGGCGGGCCUCACCGUCCGGCCUCACAACGCUUUCUCGGCAUCCCACAACCCGAAGCAAACGCGGCAUACUUUCUCACUCACCGCCUGCAACCCGUCCGUAGUAUCGUGGCACCAUCGAUGCAGAAUAGGCAGAAUCUCCCCCUCGCCGUCUGCACUUCGUUUUGCAGUAUCCUAACACUCCAAUGCGGCGAGUCGAUGAGCGUAGUCUUGUUUACAUUUAUUAUAUUGAUUUGGCCGUGCUUGUAAUAAAGAUAAUGAACAUCCGGGGAAGUCAAUGUAUAUCGAUUCCUA